Molecule: messenger RNA, 2325 nt
Organism: Passer montanus (Eurasian tree sparrow)
Lineage: Eukaryota; Metazoa; Chordata; Aves; Passeriformes; Passeridae
Product: vitamin D3 hydroxylase-associated protein
Exons: 16
Coding region: 115-1878 (587 amino acids)
Biological process (GO): fatty acid catabolic process
Molecular function (GO): fatty acid amide hydrolase activity; amidase activity
Source: RefSeq, a predicted model, not a curated record
CUUUAACAGAGCUGGUGCUGCACAGUAGGUGAGCACAGCCUGCAUUCAUCAGCCCUCCAAGAGGAGUAGGUGGGAGAGCCAGGUGUCUGCAGCUGCCCUGAAGAGACAGAAGUCAUGACCCAAGAGCGACUGUGGCAGGUCCUGGAUCCAUCCUGGGGAGACCUCCGUGCCCUCUCGGCUCUGCUCUGCAGCUCAGCUGCAGCUGUGCUGCUUCUGAAAUGGCUGGAAAGGAGGCAGGUCCAGCAGAAGAUGGAUGAGGCAAGGAGGUCUCGGCAUCUGGCCCUGGAGAGAAUGGAGAAGGCAGCUAGCAGGCUUAAACAAGAGAACCCGGGCACCCAGACCUCACAAAUCCUCUCAUUGACCAUGGUGGAGCUGGCAGAGAAGCUGAAGGAGGGGUCCCUGUCCCCAGAAAGUGUCCUCUACUCCUACAUGGACAAGGCUUUGGAGGUGAAUCGGGAGGUGAACUGCGUGACAGACUUCAUUCAUGGAUGUGAGGAUCAGCUCCAGAAACUGAAGAAGCAAAAGGAGAAGGGGCUGCUCUAUGGCAUUCCCAUCAGCAUCAAGGACCACAUUAACUGCAAGGGCCACGUCUCCUCUGGAGGGAUGGUGAAAUUUCUGGGCCAAGUGAAGGAAGAAGACAGCGUCAUUGUCCAGGUUCUAAAGCACCAGGGGGGAAUCCCCUUUGUGAAAACCAACAUCCCACAGACCAUGAUAAACUAUGACUGCAGCAACCUCAUCUUUGGGCAGACAUUGAACCCUCUCAACCCCCAGAAGAGCCCCGGGGGCUCCUCGGGAGGGGAGGGAGCUCUGAUUGCAGGGGGAGGCUCCAUCCUGGGCAUCGGCUCGGACGUGGCCGGCAGCAUCCGCCUGCCCUCCAGCUUCUGCGGGCUCUGCGGCCUCAAACCCACCGGCAACAGGAUCAGCAAACAGGGAGUUGUUGGUGCCCUCAUAGGAAUGCAGUCAGUGACAGGGGUGCUGGGGCCCAUGGCGAGGGACGUGGACAGCCUGGCCCUGUGCAUGAAGGCUCUGCUCUGCCAGGAGAUGUUCCAGCUGGACCCCAGCGUGCCCCCCAUGCCCUUCGAUGAGCAGGUUUACACCAGCUCGAAGCCCCUUCGCAUCGGGUACUACGAGGGAGAUGGUUACUUCCAGCCCUCUCCCAGCAUGAAACGGGCUGUGCAGCACGCGAGGAAGCUCCUCCAGGAUGCAGGCCACACGCUUGUUCCCUUUGCCCCGCCGAAGGUUGACUACAUGGUGGAUGAGCUGUUCACCAGAGGGAUUUUCUCGGAUGGGGCUGCCCACCUGGUAGACUGCUUCAAAGGAGACAUCGUGGAUCCCAACCUGAAAUCCCAGUACAAUACUUACAGGCUUCCCGCUCUGGUGAAAAGGAUCUUGGCUAUCAUUUUGAAACCCAUAUACCCACGAAUUGCUCGGGAUCUGGGCGCUCUCUGUGGAGUGGGAUCUGCCAAAAAUCUCUGGGAUCAGCAUGCAGCAGUGGCGGCCUACCGCACUGAGUUCAUCAGCAAAUGGAGGCAGCUGGGGCUGGAUGUGAUCCUCUGUCCCGUGCUGGGGCCAGCCUUCAACCACGGCUACGCUGGGAAGCUCUUUGCUGCGACCUCCUACACCAAUCUGUACAACGUGUUGGACUUCCCUGCCGGGGUGGUGCCGGUCAGCACGGUCACGAGGGCUGAUGAAGAAGAGCUGCAGCACUACCGAGGGCACUACGGAGACCCCUGGGACAAGAGGUUGAAAGAGGCGGUGUCAGGAGCCCUGGGGCUGCCCGUGGCCGUGCAGUGCGUGGCCCUGCCGUGGCAGGAGGAGCUGUGCCUGCGCUUCAUGAAGGAGGUGGAGACCCUGAGCCGCGACAAGAGAGUGGCAUAGUCACCACGGCCCCCAAGGAGAAGGGACGGCGCUGCACGACUGCCAGCAGCAGUGCAGAGACUGCACCGAGGAGGGGAGCGGGAAGGAAACGCCACCUCCUGACCCCUCUCCUUGCCAAUAAACACAGAUCCUGCAAGGAACCCAGAUGCCCUGCAGGACUGGCUUAAGAUAGGUUCAAACAGUGGUAAAUCUAGGAACUGCACUUCCAGCAAGGAUGGAUGGCCAUGGAUGUGGGUUCACCCCAAUUCCCAGCAGUGCUGCCUCCUGCAGAAACAGGGUGGUGCUGAGAGGAAAGGAUUACAGAAGGUCAAUAGUAUUUUCUUGCUGGCAGUGGAGCAACUUCAUAUGGAUGGAACUAUGGGCUGCCCCAGGAGGAAUACAGCCGUGUCCAUCACCUCCCACCGCUGUAAUUUGCUCACAAAAAUAAAAAUGGAACUAUUAAGCAAC